Messenger RNA from Suricata suricatta (meerkat), 561 nucleotides. RefSeq names its product 40S ribosomal protein S6-like. Gene Ontology annotation, cellular component: ribosome. NCBI's taxonomy places the organism in Eukaryota, Metazoa, Chordata, Mammalia, Carnivora, Herpestidae. Gene Ontology annotation, biological process: translation. Gene Ontology annotation, molecular function: structural constituent of ribosome. The coding region runs from base 15 to 509 and encodes 164 amino acids. The transcript has 2 exons. The record is from RefSeq and is a predicted model, not a curated record.
UAGGCGACAUCAAGAUGAAGCUGAACAUCUCUUUCCCAGCUACUGGCUGCCAGAAACUCAUUGAAGUGGACGAUGAACGCAAACUUUGUACCUUUUAUGAAAAGCGAAUGGCCACAGAAGUCACUGCUGAUGUCUUAGGGGAAGAAUGGAAGGGUUAUGUGGUUCGAAUCAGUGGUGGCAAUGACAAACAAGGCUUCCCCAUGAAGCAGGGUGUCUUGACCCAUGGCCGUGUCCGCCUGCUGCUGAGUAAGGGGCAUUCCUGCUACCGUCCACGGAGGACUGGAGAAAGAAAGCGCAAAUCUGUCCGGGGUUGCAUUGUGGAUGCCAAUCUCAGUGUUCUCAACUUGCAGCGCACAAAGAAAAACAAGGAAGAGGCUGCAGAAUAUGCUAAGCUUUUGGCCAAAAGAAUGAAGGAGGCCAAAGAAAAACGCCAAGAACAGAUUGCAAAGAGACGGAGGCUAUCUUCGCUGAGAGCUUCUACCUCAAAGUCUGAGUCUAGUCAAAAAUGAGAUUGUUGUAAGAGAAACAAAUAAAUAAGAUCAGACAUCAAAAAAAUAAAAA